UAAGGAAAUGUGGACAAUGUCCUGCUUAUUUCGUUUAUGACCAUUAGAUUUUAUUUUGAUGACUUUAAAUAUGCUUUUAAUCCUGGUGGACGCUGUUUAGUAUGACCCAAAAAAACAAUAUCUGAUAUCUGUCGGUAGGAGCAAUCCUUCAAUCCCCCAGUUUAGGCCAUACCCUUCUUGAUGAACAAAUUCUUGUCUCCAGGUAUAGAUUUUAAAAUAAAGACAGUGGAAUUAUGUGGAAAGAAAAUAAAGUUACAGAUAUGGGAUACUGCCGGCCAAGAGCGAUUUCACACAAUCACCACUUCCUAUUACCGAGGAGCCAUGGGCAUUAUGCUGGUGUACGACAUUACUAAUGCUAAAUCAUUUGAUAACAUUUCAAAAUGGUUACGAAAUAUUGAAGAGCACGCUAAUGAAGAUGUGGAACGGAUGAUCCUAGGUAACAAAUGUGACAUAGAAGACAAACGACAAGUCAGUAGAGAGCGAGGAACAGUAAUUGCCCGAGAACAUAAUAUCCCAUUCCUAGAAACAAGUGCAAAGUCUAACAUCAAUGUAGAAAAAGCGUUUUUGGAUCUUGCUACAGCUAUUUUAAAUAAGACGCCGGGAAAGGAUUCCAAUGAAACACAAGGUCUGCACAUAAAUAAACCAGAAUCGAGAAGCUCUAAAUGUUGCUGAAAGUAAACCACUUUUAAUUUAUGGAUAUUAUGGACUUCAUGCAAAUUAUUUACUAAAAAGAUAAACGAUUAUAUAUCCUUGUAUAUUUAUCCUGUGCUCUAUAUUUGAGAAUGUGCAUUAAACGGGCUGUAUAAUGCUUUUUUGAUCUGUCGAUUUAAAGUGUAUCAACUUGUAUGUGAUGGAUCUAACUGAUGGCCACUUCACUAUUACUGUUUUACGGUCAUACUGUUCUGUUGGGUUCCUGUUUUGUUGAUUGAUGCUAAUUAGGCCCUGUAAUCACGAUGCACAGUCGGUAGCCCAUACUGUAAUGGAGAAUAUAUUUCCAGUUACACAAGACGUGCUGGAUCUUUUGUGACGGGUGAAAUUAAGGCGAAAAGGAGUGCCUUGCAUCCUUCUAAAAUUUGGUACCGUUUUUGGUUAGAGGGUCAACUCAAAAUAUUUCUGGGAUGUUCAUUAUUUCACCAUGAGCAGGUGUCCUUCUUGGCCUCAAUGAGAAGUAGAAAUACUUGAGAUAUAUUGGUUGGCCCAUGAAGAAUAUCUCGUUGGUAAAUAUCUGAUUUCUGAAAACAGAAAUCGACACACAAUGUUUAAAUUGUAAGUACUUGGAUUUAUGUCUGUUGUGUUUGCAAACAAUAGUAAAAUAUUUGCUAUGAAAAUUCUUACAUGUAUAAUACUGUAGAACAGAAAAUUAUCGCGGUGUUACAUUUUCCCGAAUAUUGGAUGAUGGACGUGUUUGUGGCAGAGUAUUUUCACGAUUCAAGGCAAUUUUUUUUCAAAAACAUUAGAAUAUGAAGAAGAGCUCAAGACGCUAGCGCCAAGUAUGACAUUAAGCCUAGAGAAAACCAAAAACUACAUUUAAGUAGCCCAUAUUCAUUUAGGAGGAGCCAUAUUUGUGUUUGCUGGAGACUUUAUGAUACAUGUAUGUGCUAAGGGAUCAUCUCCUAAUUAUUCGCAGGCGAAUAGCAACGAAAAUCGUUUUUUGGCCUAAUUCAAGAAACAAAGUUUCGUUUCUGGCCAAUAAAUUUGCUACAGAAUCGUUUCGUUUUUAGUCCUGAACUUGAAAUGAAUUUUCGCUGCGUGUCUUCAGAGCUACAAAAUUGUUGAAAAAUCACUACAAACAGCGCAAAACGAUUUUGGCAGCGAAUUUAGCAUCGCAACACUUCCAAAACUUAAAAUGUAUCAUUUCGUAGUGCAACAGAUGCGACGUUCACAUGAAAAUUACGGUUGGCUGAUUAUUUUUGGCUCCUAUACUAGGCCCGAAUCCUACCAUUUUAAGAAGAAUCCCCUCUCUGUAUCCCCUGCCAGUAUCUAUCCAAAACAGCCCAUUCAAAACGAUUGAAAAUAAUCCUCUAGUCCAACCACAACCCGGUAGUCCGGGCUUCGCUGCCCGUCCAAACAACACAACACAAGCUCAAAUAACUGCAGCGUACAAUGGGACAUUGUUUCCAGAAGAAUUUGAGUGAACUGUGAAGACAAACACGUGGGAUUAUAUUUACUAUCUACAACUACUUCUUUCGUUAAUUUCUUAUUUUUUUGCUGUCAAAGCAUGGAAGUUGAAUGACAAGCAGGCGAUUGCAAGCAGCCUAUCAUUAAUUGACAGGUGUCUACAGAUGUCAUGACCACCAGCGAAAGCUGAUUGGUCAAAGCAACAGACAGCUAAAUCGCUUUCCAAGAUGUUUCAGCGGCAUGUCUGAAGAUCAAAGCCUGGAUCACAGAAAGUUUUGACAUGGAUAAAUAGUCCUACAUGUUUUAUAGCGGUGGGUCUUUUGAUGGGUCGAAAUUGGAUCCAGCUGACUCCAUUCUAAAUCCUCACCGAUUCUAAAGAUAAUAUGAUGCAGGUGGUUGACCCCAAUUCCAAGUCGUAAUAAAAGUUAGCGUGGUAAAAAGUAUAUGGGGAAGUGAAGAUUCUCGAUUGAACUGGAUGUGACGAUGCGUAUGAUUUUUGCGGAGGCCGCCAUUGUUGCAUUGUUCAUGUUGUUUGGAAGUUGGCGGUUUUCUAGCACUGAAAUUGUGCGUUGGAUUUUAAAAUAUGGUGAUAUGUGGAAAGUUUAAUGCUGUUGGGAGCAUUGGAUUAUUAUCUUCUAGGUUGUUAACUUCUGCUACUCACUUAGGUUGUCCAAAAUAUUCCUGUGUUCGGCAUUAAAUAAGCUUUCACUCAGCGCCAUUAUUCGUGACACGCCUGCCGUUUACAACAGUGUACAAUGUAAUAUUUUUUGUCGCCGGCAAACAAUAUUCAUUUUCAAUCAUUGCAAAUUUGCUAUCAUCUCUUUAUUUUCAUUUUUACCUUGAUUCGAUAUUUGUUUCAGCUUGAUAAUUGCAACAAACUCUUUGCACCUUUUGCAGCAACAAAUUCCGAACGAUUUGAAAACAAAUUUUCGUUGCUAUUGGCUAUUUUUGCGAAUAAUUUGGAGAUGAUCCCUAAUUGUGGUGUGUGUAGGUGUUCUCUCUAAUAACCGCCUCGUAUGGUUUACCAUGAUGAAUUGAACUGGCGAUAUUGAAACAGAAUUCUUGCAAAUUUUUUAGGAGUAUAACUUUCUCUCAAAAUUUGUGAAAAUAUUCCAUACAAGAAAUGUUCUGCGGUAGAUGAUACUCAUUACUUGAAAUUACUUUGUCAACAAAUGUUAUCACAAAAGCAGAUUUGUUGUCAUAUUGUAGAUGAUGUCGUCACCUCAAAAUAUCAGAAAAUUGGAUUUUAAGCUCACCUCACCGUGGCGUCCGUCGUCGUCUGUUAGUGGAGCACGUUUCGUCACCGCUAGGGCUAGAUGGUAAAACUUGGUGUGAUGGUAGCUUUGGGCAAUAUGCCCAGACGUGUUUUUCUUUUUUUCGCGAUAUGACCUACUUUCUGGCCUCCAGGCGGCUUUCUUGGAAAUUGGUUUUUUCCCUUUUGGAAGCUAAUGGUUGUACGUAGAGUGACAAAAUGUUUAUGGUGUGUGUAUCUAAUAAGGUCAAAUGAUAUAUCACCCGGGUUUUUGAUUUGACCUACUUUUCAAGGUCACAGAUGUCAAAGUUCACUAAAUCACUGAUUAGUGGCCUGUUCAUUUCCAUUUGAGCUAGAAGGUUCUAAAGUUGUGAGGACAUAUAUCAAGGGACCCUCUAUUCUACUCCAAAAAUUUGCCCCGCUCGGUCUUCAAAUAUGGCCGCCAGGCGGCCAUCUUGUAAAUGUAAACAAUGUAAACAAAGUAUGAUUGAAACUAAAUUUCAUGUGAUUGUAUAUCUAUAUACUCUCUACAACGUCCCUGAUUUUCAGUCAAAUCCAGUGACCAAUAUGGCCGCCAGGCGGCCAUCUUGAAAAUUAAACAAAGUCCUAUUACUCCGAAACUGAUGAUCGGAUUGCAACCAAACUUCAUGUGAUUAUGUAUCUUUGUACUCUUAUCAAUAUCCCUAAUUUUCAGUCAAAUCCUAUGACAAAUAUGGCCGCCAGGGCGCCAUCUUGAAAAUCCAACGAAAUCCUAUUACUCCUAAACUGUUGAACAGAUGUCGACGAAUUUCCAUGUGACAUGUACACUCUUCAAUAACCCUGAAAUUUAGUCAACUUUAUAACCAAAAUGCUACAGUUAGAUGGUACCGGUUAUUUUCUUUUGUGCCAUUGAGCCAAGAAGAAGAAUGUUAUUCAAUGGAAUCAAAACUGGUGAAACUAGCCAGAAACUGUUCUCCCCAUAUCCACUGCAAAUGACAUGCAUUACAUUACCCAAGGUGAGCUCAGGGUCCCUGGAUCGUUUCAUUUGAGAUUUAAAAUGAGUUCUCUGUCCAUUUAACCCUACCGCGCAUUAAGACAUUUUUUUCAAAUUUCCCGCUUUUAGCACAACUUAACCAAGCUUAUGACGUCAGUAUGUACUCGGAUCAUUCUAGCAGGAACUACUGUCAAUUCCAUAUUCACGAUAUAUUUUUGUCUUGAUUUUGGAUGUUUUUUCUUGGUUUUCUUAUCUAUCUGCAGAGUGUGGUCUGGAUGGCAUCCAGUUCCGGUUCCGGCAUGGGCUGAAUCACGCCUUUUCCCACAGAAACCUCUAUCAGUGCAUGGUUUGACUGACGAGGAUGUUGGCUGCAAGGAUGUGAUAGAAUUAUACUGUUAUCAGAAACUCAUCAAACAUAUCAGUAUCACCCAAGAGUAUAUUUCAAUUUAUGUCAUCCCAUUUCUGACUGCAUGUAGAGCAUGAAGAGCAUGUGGAUUGUUCCAGGAUAUUAGCCUUUUUGUGGUCUGAGUCAAGUUCUGGAUGUUCGAAUACAAUUCCAUCCGUAUAGAUUUAAUUUGUUUUGAAUUGCGUCUCCACUAAUCUGACUCGAUACUAUAUGAGAAUGAUCGGGUCUGUAGAAAAGUGCUCUUCCAGUCAUCUUUUCAUCAGGUCUUCCAGCUUGGAUUUUUUGGCUGUCGAUGACCAGAAAGAAUCCAUAUCUCUUGGUAACUUCGUCUCCGAUGAUAUGUUGCUGUAAAGCACUGACUUUUUUGUGUUCAUCUGAGUCUUUGUGGUAGCAUUGUAUUUCUAUCACAUCCUAGCAGCCAAUGGACUUUGUGAACUUUGCCUGGCUCGGGGGGAUUCGGAGACAAGACACGAUUUAUCUCAAUCCAUAAUCUGGUUCAGGUAUUAAACCGUGGAAAUCAUGGAAUGGAGACAAUGGACAGCUUGUUGUACAGUCCAGAUCAUAAUAUUUCAGCACCUUCUUCAUUCAAUGUCUCCCAAAUUAGUGCACCAAUUCCAAUGCGGUUUUCAGGAUAUUAUCAGAAAUCUUGACGCAAUGGUCCCGGAACCGCCGACAGGCGGCACCACCUCACGACGAAGGCUUUUGCGGACCGCUUCCAAUGGUUUCAUAAGUCAUAUUCCUGGUUGUGGAUUUCGACCUCCAGUUAUCUAUGAUAGAACCCGCUCCAAUCGGUUUAACCGCAUGGAAUAGUUAGCAAAAUAAUUUUCAAGGUAGUUUACGGUGAAAAGGAGCGUGGGUUGACUUAGAAGAAAAAAAGGAUUUUAUCGGUGAAUAUCAAAACUGAUGACGCGUCCGAAAUUGUGAACUGAUAAUUUUUAGCAAGAUCCGAUGACGACGCAGACAUUGCACAAUUUUGUGACGUUCCACCACACACGAUUUUAUGACGUUGUACACCUCGUGUAUGCACGUGUAUGCUCAUGUCAUCGUGCGGUAAAAUAUGACAGCCACGGCUGCCGGUACUUUCGGUGUUUGCGCCUUGUAACUGGUAAGUUUGUGGAAAGAGCCAUGUUUCAAGUGACAUAAGCCAUUAGGAAUGCGUGUGUAUUCUUUAGGCGGCUUGUAGUAAUUAAUGACACCGAGCUUGAAGUCAAGUAAGUAGUACAAGUGUGGGCCUAGGCCCGACCGGCAUCCGCUCUGCUCAUUUCAUGAUUUGGUGAACGAUUUGAAGCAGCCGUAUCAUACCCAAAAACAUUCACAAGUGCAAUGUUUCAUGCCAGAAAGUUCCACAACAUGACAUGCACCAAACUUCUUGCAAUUAUGACGUCAGUGCAUACAGCACAUUCCAGUGCCCAAAUGCAGCAGGGACAAAAUCACAUCAAUGCAUCCUUCUUCUCGUCAACCACAACUGUCCGAUAUUCCACGACAUUUCUAUCUGAAUGUGAGUACAAACAGAACCAAUCAACUUGUAUCCGCUUCAUCCAUUUAACAUCUGCAGCACAAUGUGAGAGGACGCAUUGCCUUCAUAAGCAAUGCAUCCUCUCACCUCUCACCUCCAAACCUCAAACUGUCCAAAUAAAACUUUCCCUUUUUACAAACUCUACAACAAAACUGAAUGUCAGUAUAAACAGCUCCUAAUCAACUCAUAUAACCUUAAAUCACUUUACAUGUGCAGUAUCGUGUGAGAGCUUCCACAUCAUUAAAGCCCUAUGAUCACCACAGGAGAAAAACUAUCCACCAUUGCCACCCCAAACCCACAAAUACAACCCUACAAGUCGAGAACACCCUCCAUAUGGCCAAACUCACUGCUCCUUACUAAAUAAGCUCAAAUAACCAAACCCAGCUUGUUCCGAAAACUCUGGUUUUCUAUUUGAACAUUAUAGCAGGAAUGCAAAUGCAUGAGACUUUCAUUAUUUAAUCAGCCAAUUAAAAACCCUUAACAAAAAAGCUUUAUUAUUUCAAACUUAUAUUUUUCACUAGAACGACAGUACAAAAUGCUAAGAAUAAUGGAAAAAAAUCAUCUAAAAUCGAACGAGCGAAAGUGGAGAUGAAGCAAUUUAACUUUUUAUUAAAUGAAGGGUGUCACUGCGAAAAGCAUGUAUUCUCGUAAAAACAUGCCACUUUAAUAGCAGUGAAUGCGCUGUUGAAAAAAAGCUCUAUCUUGAUUAUAGUCGUACUUCCACCUAUCAAAUCCCCGUGUCUUUUGCGCUUACACCUAUGAAUUGCCAUGUCUAAAUAGACCCGUGUGUCAAAUCCCCGUGUCUAUUAGCCCCAUCGAGCUCGAUGGGGCUAAUCGGGGCUAAUUUAGACCCGUGUGUUCAACACAGGUUUUUUGAUAGGUGGAAUCUGAAUAGCCCCGGCAAUUGCAAGUUCUAAGACCCGGCGACAGAUGGCGCGCUGUAGUUGCCUCGGUAUUGCGCAUGCGAAAUUCCCCUCCAACGGGAAAGAAACACAGGAGAGCUCCCUACCUACAGCGCACCUGUCGCUGGGGCUAUUAACCAUUAUCUAACACCACACUGAUAGGUGUAAGUGCGCCCCGGGUUUUUUGACACACGGCGAAGACACGGGUCUUGAAAAAACACGGGGUUUUAUGAUAGGUGGAACUACGACUUAUUACUCGUCCGAAUUUUAAGGGUUUUUUUUGUCAGUAUUCGUAGAAUUUUGUGUUUUAUCAUGGAAGCAAAAAAUAUUUCAAAAAAAGUUUGACCUAAAAACGUUUUUUGUAAGGGUUGUUUAAAUGGGCGAUAACAGAAAGACGCACUCAUGCAUUCGCAUUCUUGCCUUAAUUUGUAAUUGGGAAACAAAAUUGCGGACAAUAUCCUGAAAACUAUAUUGGAAUUGGUGUACUAGAUACGGUACAAGAUAUUGCAUGAAGUAGGUGUUGAUAUUAAUAUGAUCAGGACCUCAGAAAGUCAAUGACAGUUUAUCUACCACCGACAAGCCCAUAUUCGUAGGGCAUUGUAAUCACUUAUAGGCCUAUACAAAUCAACUGUUUAGGAGGCCUUGCACUUUAUACACAAGAAUAUGAAUUCCUGAUGGAAAAUGAAUGUAUUGUCCCAAUGAAAUUCCAUCGUGAUUUACCAGAUGACACAGCUUUGAAAUGCAACUGCGUGAAGUGUGCUACUCGCUCCCGUCCUUGUAGAGGAAAGAAUGGUCUAUGCUGUAUAUUCUGUCAAUGCCAAAGCAAUGGCCAAGGUAGUCAAUGCAGAAAUCCAAACGGGGUAAUUCCAACUAAUUAAAUUGCAAUGUUAGCGAUGGGAUAGAGCUACCAACUUUGACUGUGCCCAGUGGAUACCACAGUAUUCAUCAAAUUAAGUUGAAAACCUUGAUAGCGUAUCAUAUUGUAUGUAAAUGAUAAGGUCGGCUAUUGCUAUUAAAAAAGUUCUUGUCACUGGAAAACAUUUUUCUUACUCCUCCUAGCAACACUUUCUGAUAUACUGUCGGUGUUUGGUAGACAAUAAAAGAAGAUGAGACCAUUAUUAUUAUCAUACCAUACCAAUUUGCGUAAUGUUAUAACUUUUGACGAUGCAACUAGGUCCUAUAUUGGAUUAUACCAUCAUACUGUUCAUGCAAUUAGGUUUUAUUGGCUUCCUUAUCCCUAAAACCUAUCGAAAAACACUUUUCUUUUUUCUUCUAGCUCAAUUCUAAAGCAAGAAAAGCCUCAUUUGAAGGUGCGGUGGCCAUGUUGGAUUUCACAGUGAUCUAGUAAUUUUUUACACUGUCACUGGAAAUUGUUUUAAAAUAUUCCCUGACCCCAAUUACCUAGAGAAAGACAAACCUAAAUUCAACCCUAUAGCACCAUCAUUUAGGGAGUUCUACUGGAUUUAAUGAAAUGGCGGCCAUGACCCCAUCUGAAAUGUCUACCCUAUUUUUGGCUCCCCUCGUGAGCCUGUGCGCUGAUGUGGCAUCCGUCGUCGUCGUCCGUCUUCGCCGUAUAUUAGCACAGCAGGUUUCGUACUGAUGUACCCUUGGGACCUGGGGCGAUUCACACAAAAUUUUGUUCCAAAAUUAUUCUUGGUUUAGCCAGUAGGCAGGGUAAUUAAAAAACGAAAAAAAACAUGUAUUAGGACCCGUGAUUUUGGUCAGAGUUUGAUGACAUUUUUUUUGUAGGUACUCCUAGCAAGGAUACAUCAUAUAUCAUACAGGUUUUUUAUUUGACUUACUUUUCAAGGUAACAGAGGUCAAAGAUCCCUUAAUCACCGAUAGGUGGCCCGUUUCGUUUCUAUUUGAGCUAGAAGGUUCUAAACUUAUUUGGACAUGUUUCUAGGGACUCUCUAUUCUACCCCAAAAAUUUGGCCUGCUCAGACAUCAAAUAUGGCCGCUAGGUGACCAUCUUAAAAAUUAAACAAAGUCCUAUUACUCUGAAACUAAUGAUCGGAUUGCAACCACGUUUCAGGUGAUUAUGUAUCUAUGUACAAGGCUUGAAAUAACUUCCUUAGGGCUUGGAGCAAAUUUGCUCGGGAAUAUUUUUUAUGGGUAGCAAUUUCUGUCUCUUGGGUAGCAACUUUUUUGUACAAAGUAAUGGUAAAAAAACUUAAUCUCCAAUGGGCACAUAUUGCUAAUAUAGGUGAUGGUGAUAGUCUUCGUGUGCAUUGCGCUAUUCCAAUGCUUCUUCACAUUAUUCCAUUUGAGACUGGAGCCAGAAAUUCCCUUCACAAAGUUCCCGCAAAAGUUCUUCAUCGGUUUCACUGAAUUCACAUGUUACCUACACAAUUUGCAGUGCAAUUCUGUGACCUUUCCCCCCAUUUACUGAUGGGAAAUCCAUCGUUUUUUCUGAUCAAAAUCCGCCAUCCAGCCAGCUACUGUCGAUUCCAUGACGCUGGCCAUGUUGAAUAGCAACCACGCGGGCAUAAAUAAUGCUCUGCAUAUAGGCCUGUGCACUGUGCACAAUUGCGGUACCUGGAGCAGAGGUUGUGUACGCGACGGGGCUGACUCAAUGGUGUAACAGGGGCUGUCUCAGUGGUUUGAAAUUGCUUAGCGCAGUUUUGUAUUUCACUUUUAAAGCAUGGGUCGCCAAAUCACAAUUUCGUAUUGCAAAAUGCGAUGCGAUGCACCUUUUUUUUAGCCUUGUGUGUACUCUUUACAAUAACCCCAAUUUUCAGUCAAAUCCGAUGACAAAUAUGGCCCCCAGGCUGUCAUUUUGAAAAUUCAACAAUUCCUAUUGCUCCUAAACAUUGAAGAGUUGUCAACCAAUUUCUAUGUGACAUGUACACUCUGCAAUAACCCUGAAUCUCAUAAACAAUAUGGCCACCAGGUGGUGGCCAUCUUUAAAAUUCAAUAAAAUCUUUUCAUGCCUUAACUAAUGAUUAGAUGUUAACCAAUUUUCAUGUGACAAUGUAUCUAUUUUACUCUUUACGAUUAUCCCUGAAAUUCAGUCAACUUUAUAACCAAAAUGCUAUGCUUAUGUGGUACCGGUAUAUCAUCUUGUGCCGUUGAGCCGAGAAAAUGAGUAUUAUUCAAUGGAAAUAAAAACUGGUGAAACUAGCCAAGAUAUUGAAACUUAGGCCUCGGUUAUUAUAUUAUUUGGUUUACCUUGAAAGUAACCCAAGGUACGGAGGCGAAAUUAAAAAAAACAUAACUUUUGGCUCACCUGUCUUAAGGACAGGGGAGCUAUAGUGAUAGCACGUCGUCCGUCGUCCGUUAAACAAUGGUGGCACGUUUCUUAAUCGCUUGACCUAGAAACUUUUAACUUAGUGUGUGGGUCUCUUGGGGCAACUGUAACUUGCAUACCGAGAUUCGGUGGGAUUUGAUUAUUGUUCUGGCAUAUAGGGGGCGCUUUGUGAAAACCUUGUUUUGGCCAUAACUCCUGAAUGCUGCUAGCUAGUAUGAUGAAACUUUUAUUGUGGGUUCAUCUGGUGAUAGUGCAUCACGUGUAGUACGGGUUUUUGAUUUGACGUGCUUUUCAAGGUCACAGAGGUCAAAGUUGGAAAAAUCCAAAAAUGUGGCACGUUUUGUCAUUGUUUUACAUAGCAACAUCAAAACCUGGAAAAAUGUGUGACAGGAAGACCUUCUCAGGGGCACAAAAUUUCAGCCCGUUCCAACUUCAAUGGCCACCAUUGGGCCUGACCCAAACGGAUCCAAGUGCUAUAACUCAAAAGCAAUUUGAUCUAGGGUGUUCAUAUUUUACACAUUACCUCAAUAUGACAUCGAAGCGCAUGCCAAAUUUUGGCACGGUCAGAUUUUAAAUUUGACCACCAGGUGGCCGGACACGAAAAAAGGCCUAAUCUAGCUAAUGACUCAUGUCAUAAACACAGCUGUUCCCCAUCUGGCCUAAGUUGAGAAAGAAAGAAGAGUCAAAAAAAUUAUUAUAAUUCUGUCAACACUUAUGACAGAGGAAACAAUCUUUGAUUGAUGCCGGGGAUUGAUGUAGGUUCCGUAAACAUUCGCUAUCGCAGUGUCGCUGUCUAUUGUUAGAUGAUGAAACUAGAGAAUGAUAGUUUUCUGUGUCUGCCUAACCCUAGCCCUAACCCACCAAAGCCUACUUUUCAAGGACCACAAAAUAGCGUAUGUUGGCUGAUGUCUACAGGUGAGCACAACGGCCCUGGCGGCUUCAUUUUCAAAUUAUGGGCCUUAGGUCGACACGGCAGAGAAACCAACUAAUAAACCAACUAAUAAAAAAAGCGUAUGGCAUUAAUGCUGACUGUACUUUUUGCGUCGAAUCGCAUGUUUGUUCCUUUGAUAUGCAUGCCCUGCAUGUUUUGCUGCUUCAAGCUUUUGUUCUGCUGCUGUACUAACCACUGCACUAACCUGCAAAUUCUACUGUUAGUUGUUCAUUUGUUGGUUGUGCAUUGUAUACUGCAAAUGACAUGCAUUAGAUCACCCGAGGUGAGCACAUGGUCCCUGGACCAUUUCAUUUUUAACUCUCCUAGGGGUGCCCUACAAGGAUCAAAAGUCAAAUUUAGGGGGUAUCUGCUUGCACACAGGGUCCCCCUGAGCCCCAGGACUAUUUUGGAUUUCCUAUACUUGUUUCUUUUUUGCUCCGAAUUCAUAUUAAAAUGAAAACAUUUCUCACAGUUCUGGGUAGUAAUUUCUGAAUUUAAUGUUCUAAUGUUGAAAUUACAUUGCCCUGUCGGUAAUCUGGGGGCACUAUUUGAAACCGUAUGUAUUUGUAUACAAAUAUACAAGAUCACGUUCAUUGA
This is a messenger RNA of Lineus longissimus, 11945 nucleotides long. Its product is annotated as ras-related protein Rab-10-like. Gene Ontology annotation, cellular component: insulin-responsive compartment; recycling endosome; Golgi apparatus. The coding region runs from base 181 to 672 and encodes 163 amino acids. The record is from RefSeq and is a predicted model, not a curated record. Gene Ontology annotation, molecular function: GTPase activity; GTP binding. NCBI's taxonomy places the organism in Eukaryota, Metazoa, Nemertea, Pilidiophora, Heteronemertea, Lineidae. Gene Ontology annotation, biological process: cellular response to insulin stimulus. The transcript is spliced from 6 exons.